AUGAGCCCAGCAGAAGCUGCCAGCCGGCUUCAAACAUCACUGACUCACGGCCUGUCUCCCACCGAAGCCUUGAACCGACUCAGCGACUAUGGACCAAACGAAAUCCCCCACGAACCCCCCGAACCUCUAUGGCUUCGAUUUAUCAAACAAUUCCAAGAGCCGCUUAUUGUGCUUCUGCUCGUCUCGGCCGGGGCCUCCAUAUUUCUGGGUAACAUGGAUGACGCGGUCAGCAUCACGGUAGCGGUUACCAUCGUCGUUUCGGUUGGCUUCGUACAAGAAUAUCGGUCGGAAAAGUCAAUAGAGGCACUCAGCCACCUGGUCCCAAAUCACGCCCACCUUGUUCGGUCAGCCACCAGCAAGACACCGGGCAGCGCCCGGACUCCCACAUGGCCGCCGCAGGGUCCUAUGGAUGGCACCGAGUCGGUCGACUCUACUACGCCGGGCGAGGAAAUGCUAGAGGCAACCUCUUCCAAGGUCAUGGCCUCGCAGCUUGUGCCAGGAGACCUUGUCUACUUCACUACGGGUGAUCGUAUACCAGCAGAUAUCCGGGUCACUAAGGCAGCAGAUCUCACUAUCGACGAAUCGAAUCUCACUGGAGAGAAUGAACCGGUCCGGGUCACGGCCGAAACAAAAGCACGAAGUCUCUUGUCCUCUGCAUACGGGGCCGACACCCUUCAGCUUCCGAGUCCCUCCGCCCUAUCUGACAGCCGGGAUGCUGGCGGAAAUGGCGAUAAUAACAUCGCCUGGAUGGGCACCUUAGUAAGGUCCGGUCACGGCCAGGGUGUCGUCUUCGCAACAGGCGGACACACCAACUUCGGAACCAUUGCAACUAGUGUUUCUGGGACAGAGAGCCCACGCUCACCGCUUCAACUUUCCAUGGACGACCUUGGCUCUCAGCUGAGCAAAUUCUCCUUUGGCGUCAUCGGUCUCAUUUCCUUGGUCGGCUGGCUUCAGGGAAAGAAGUUGCUUGAGAUUUUCACGAUAUCGAUCUCUCUCGCUGUUGCAGCCAUCCCGGAAGGCUUACCAAUCAUUGUAACUGUUACCUUGGCUCUCGGUGUUCACAGAAUGGCCCGCCACAAUGCUAUUGUGCGCAAGAUGCCCAAGGUAGAGACCCUGGGCUCGGUGAAUGUUGUAUGCACCGACAAGACAGGAACCCUUACCAUGAACCACAUGACAACCGCCAAGAUGUGGUACUUUGGUGCCACGGACGCCAUUGACGUUGAAUCCGACGAUGAAGCCACAGAGACGAAGCCGGACCCUGCCACUUUGCGUAUUUUGCGCAUUGGUAACAUUGCGAAUAACGGUCGUCUUGCACAGCAGUACACAGAGAACGGCGCAGCUGCCAGGGCUGUACUUUCGUCCACACAGGGAACAGACUUUGCUUCGACUUACACACGCUGGUGCGGACAACCUACCGACGUCGCCAUGCUUGACUUGCUUGACAGAUUCAAGGAGCAUGACGUUCGCGAAUCCAUUGGCCCGCGUCUUAGCGAAACUCCCUUCAGCUCUGAGCGUAAAUGGAUGGGUGUUACUAUUGGAACUAACGACAAGGAGUUCGCCUACAUGAAAGGGUCCAUUGAUCGAAUUCUCGAAGCAUGCGACACAUAUCUUACUCGCGACGGCCGAGAGAUCGUUCUCGACUCCGUGCGCCGUCAAGAGGCGUUGCAAGCUGCAGAGGCCAUGGCCUCGAAAGGUCUUCGCGUGCUCGCUUUUGCCAGUGGCGCUGUUUCGCGAUCUAGGGGUAGAACCACACUGGGACCGACUAGUCGUACCAACACUCCGGUUGAAAGCCCCCGUCCUCAGCCUAUGGACGAGACUUACAGAGGCCUCACAUUCGCUGGCUUGGUCGGUAUGAGUGACCCCCAAGGCCUGGCGUUGGCAAGUCAAUUAGGAGACUACUGCGCGGAGGGGUCAGAGUCGUAA
Molecule: messenger RNA, 1923 nt
Organism: Colletotrichum spaethianum
Lineage: Eukaryota; Fungi; Ascomycota; Sordariomycetes; Glomerellales; Glomerellaceae
Product: calcium-transporting ATPase 1
Exons: 2
Coding region: 1-1923 (640 amino acids)
Biological process (GO): intracellular calcium ion homeostasis; manganese ion transport; calcium ion transmembrane transport
Cellular component (GO): plasma membrane; endoplasmic reticulum; Golgi membrane
Molecular function (GO): P-type calcium transporter activity; ATP binding; ATP hydrolysis activity
Source: RefSeq, a predicted model, not a curated record